Messenger RNA from Engraulis encrasicolus (European anchovy), 1485 nucleotides. It is a transcript of the gene htr3a, whose product is annotated as 5-hydroxytryptamine (serotonin) receptor 3A. Gene Ontology annotation, biological process: regulation of membrane potential; monoatomic ion transmembrane transport; chemical synaptic transmission. Gene Ontology annotation, molecular function: serotonin-gated monoatomic cation channel activity; acetylcholine-gated monoatomic cation-selective channel activity. Gene Ontology annotation, cellular component: neuron projection; synapse; plasma membrane. Lineage: Eukaryota; Metazoa; Chordata; Actinopteri; Clupeiformes; Engraulidae. The transcript is spliced from 13 exons. The record is from RefSeq and is a predicted model, not a curated record.
AUGACAAGACCUGAUGAUGUCACUGUGGACCUGAAAGACGUCUGUAACAAGAGAGAAAAAAAUACACGACCACAUGUGAAGAAAAUCGGUAACAACCCUGGCCGUUUUGCAGAUGUCGCCCGGGUGCGACUCUCCGAGUAUUUGAGCACCGGAUACAAGAAAGGCGUGCGUCCCGUCCGUGACUGGAGGCAGAGUACUAUGGUGGAGGUUGACCUCAUGGUGUACUCCAUUCUCAAUGUGGAUGAGAAAAACCAAAUUCUCAAGACAUAUGUCUGGUAUACACAGAAAUGGACAGAUGAGUUCCUGGUCUGGGAUCCCGAGGACUUUGAUGGGGUGGAAAACAUCUCUAUGCCCACCGCAAAUAUAUGGGUGCCGGACAUCGUCAUCAAUGAAUUCCUGGACGUGGGCAAGUCUCCGGACAUCCCGUACGUGUACGUGAACUCCAACGGAAGGGUGAAGAACCAGAAGCCCAUCCAGGUGGUCACCGCCUGCACCUUGAACAUCUACAACUUCCCCUUUGACGUCCAGAACUGCAGCCUCACCUUCCAGAGUUGGCUGCACAUCAUCAAGGACAUCAACCUCACCCUGAUCCGGAGCGAGGAGGAGGUGAUGAAUGACAAGAGUGUGUUCCAGAACCAAGGCGAGUGGGAGCUGCUGCACAUCCUCACCUCCUCCAACCCCUUCAGCGUCGACGGAGACGGCUCAGAAGUCUACGCUGAGAUGAAGUUCCAUGUGGUGAUCCGGCGGCGGCCGCUGUUCUACACGGUGAACCUGCUGCUGCCCAGCAUCUUCCUGAUGGUGAUGGACGUGGUGGGCUUCUACCUGCCGCCCGACAGCGGCGAGCGCGUCUCCUUCAAGAUCACGCUGCUGCUCGGGUACUCCGUCUUCCUCAUCAUCGUCUCUGACACGCUGCCUGCCACCGCCAUCGGCACCCCCCUCAUAGGUGUGUACUUCGUGGUGUGCAUGGCGCUGCUGGUCAUCAGCCUGACGGAGACGGUGCUGAUCGUGCGCCUGGUGCACCAGCAGGAUCUGCAGCCCCGCGUGCCCUCCUGGCUCAGGCACCUGGUGCUGGAGAGGGCCGCCGCGCUGCUCUGUGUACGCGACAAGCACAAGCUCUGCUCCAGCCUGCUCACGUCCUCCCCCCUGCCCCCCUACAUGGACAACAACAUGCACCCGGGUACUGGUAGACGCACGCAUGCAUGUAACAUUGGCAGGUGACUACCUGACUACGACAGCCGUGGCAUGAGCCUGGGCCUGGGCCUCUCCAUGAGGGACCCCGCACCCCCCAUCAUGGACAGCAUCCUACAGGAGGUGGCAGGUAUCCGUCAGUACCUGGAGCGUCAGGAUGAGAGUCGCGAGGUGGCUAAGGAGUGGCUACAGGUGGGCUACGUGCUGGACGUGCUGCUCUUCAGGCUGUACCUGCUAACGCUGCUCAUAUACACCAUCACACUGGGCACACUCUGGUCUGUCUGGCAGUACGCCUGA